Molecule: messenger RNA, 577 nt
Organism: Durusdinium trenchii
Lineage: Eukaryota; Dinophyceae; Suessiales; Symbiodiniaceae
Source: the annotation of a GenBank genome assembly
AGCUGUUUGCAUUAACAGCCUCAGACUCGUUUCGCGCCUGGCGAGCUUCCUUUGCGGGGGGUGGCCUGGCCGUGGGGACACAUGUCCGAGGGCUACAAGACCAUCGAGGAGCCUCCGAGUGUGGAUGAAUGGCAACAAGCAGUCGAUGAACUGAAGCAGGCGAGCGAGCGUUCAUGGGUGGAGCUCAAGCAGUUCGAGCUGCGGCGGACCCUCAUCGCAAGCAGGGAGGCGCUGCUUCGCCAAAGGCUGGCGGCGGCUGGGAAGGCGGGCGGGGCGGCGAGCACGCGCGGGAGCGACGCCUCAGAGGCGAGCCCCACGCGCGAGCCGGUGAUCUUCAACCUGGACGACGAGGGCGCGAGCACGAAGCUCCAGCGGCCGAGUAGCCUCGAGGAUUGGGAGCAGGGGCUGGAGAUGCUCAACACCGCGCAGACCAGGGACCGACAGGCGAGCCUCAGGGCACAUUGGCUCUUGAGCGGCAAGAACGCAGCUAAUUCCCCUUCGAGAAAGUGAUGCAGAAUAUCACUGGGACUUCCAGCUGCUUUGGAGGGGCGAAUUCACUGCUUAGGUGUGUGGGCGG